This is a messenger RNA of Nestor notabilis (Kea), 880 nucleotides long. It is a transcript of the gene TMEM182, whose product is annotated as transmembrane protein 182. The record is from RefSeq and is a predicted model, not a curated record. The transcript is spliced from 5 exons. Bases 179 to 880 code for a protein of 233 amino acids. Gene Ontology annotation, cellular component: membrane. NCBI's taxonomy places the organism in Eukaryota, Metazoa, Chordata, Aves, Psittaciformes, Psittacidae.
AACUGGGAGACGCAAACCGAAUCACAGGGCAUUAGGAGGAAGGGCACAGGCAGAAAGUCAGUGAAGAGAAACUUCUUCAGAUAUGAGCUGUAUUCUCCAAACAGCUUAUUAGUCACUUUCCCAAUAACUUUAUUUUACUUAAGUAUUUAAGCAGGUUUUUUGUAAGUUAACUUUGAUAAUGAAACUAAGUGUGGGGAUAUUUUUUGGAGGCUUCUUUGCAGCUCUGGGGGUUUUGCUUUUUUUGGUGGCAUUUGGAACUGAUUAUUGGCUUCUUGCUACAGAAAUAGGAACAUGUUCAAAAGCACCUGAAGAUGUUGGGGGAGAGAAGGCCACUUUCCAUCAUGAAGGUUUCUUCUGGAGGUGCUGGUUUAGUGGAAAUGUAGGAGAGAAUAAUGCCAGCAUGUGGAAUUUCUGGUAUACUAACCAGUCACCUUCUAAGAAUUGUACACAUGCUUACCUGUCACCAUUUCCUCUUAUCCGAGACGAACACAACUCAACUGCCUAUGACUCUGCAAUCAUUUAUCGAGGUUUCUGGACAGUUCUCAUGCUCCUGGGAGUAGUCACUAUUGUGAUGGCUAGUUUCUUCAUCAUCUGCGCAGCUCCUUUUGCCAGCCACAUUCUGUACAAAGCAGGAGGAGGCUUUUUUCUCAUUGCUGGUGUCUUUUUUUCGCUGGUAGUCAUGAUGUAUGUCAUCUGGGUCCAGGCGAUGGCUGAUCUGGAAAACUACACAAACAUGAAAAAGAUGGAUUGCCCAGACUUUGCUGUUUAUGUGCAUUAUGGCUGGUCUUUUAUGCUGGCUCCUAUAGGAGUAUUUUUUGCUUUACUGGCAGGGAUGCUGUUCUUGUUGGUAGGGCGUUCCAUUUAUUUACACUCAGACUAG